Molecule: messenger RNA, 1670 nt
Organism: Ictidomys tridecemlineatus (thirteen-lined ground squirrel)
Lineage: Eukaryota; Metazoa; Chordata; Mammalia; Rodentia; Sciuridae
Source: RefSeq, a predicted model, not a curated record
UCCAGGUGCCACCUUUGUCCAGGAAGCGCUGCGGAAGAUCAUCACAACCCUGGCUGUGAAGAAUGAGGAGAUCCAGAGCUUCAUCUACUCCCUCAAGCAAAUGCUGCUCAAUGUGGAGGCGAACUCGGCCAAGGUGCAGGAGGACCUUGAGGCGGAGUUCCAGUCCCUCCUCUCUGUCCUGGAGGAGCUCAAGGAGGGGAUGCUCAUGAAGAUAAAGCAGGACCGGGCCAGCCGAACCUACGAGCUGCAGAACCAGCUGGCCGCCUGCAUGCGGGCCCUGGAGAGCUCGGAGGAACUUCUGGAGACUGCCAACCAGACCCUGCAGGCCACCGACAGUGACGACUUUCCUCAGGCUGCCAAACAAAUCAAAGAUGGUGUGACUAUGGCCCCUGCCUUCCGGCUGUCACUGAAAGCCAAGGUCAGCGACAACAUGAGUCACCUCAUGGUGGACUUUGCACAGGAGCGGCAGAUGCUACAGGCCCUCAAGUUCCUGCCUGUGCCCAGCGCUCCUGUGAUCGACUUGGCCGAGUCCCUGGUGGCAGAUAACUGUGUGACCCUGGUGUGGCGCAUGCCAGAUGAGGACAGCAAGAUUGACCACUAUGUGCUGGAGUACCGAAGGACGAACUUCGAGGGCCCGCCGCGCCUCAAGGAGGACCAGCCUUGGAUGGUGAUCGAGGGCAUCCGGCACACAGAGUAUACCUUGACAGGCCUCAAGUUUGACAUGAAAUACAUGAACUUCCGUGUGAAAGCCUGCAAUAAGGCAGUUGCAGGAGAAUUUUCUGAGCCGGUGACCCUGGAGACACCAGCCUUUAUGUUCCGCCUGGAUGCGUCCACAUCCCACCAGAACCUGCGGGUGGAGGACCUGGCCGUGGAGUGGGACGCCAUGGGCGGGAAGGUGCAGGACAUCAAGGCGCGCGAGAAGGAGGGCAAGGGCCGGACGGCGUCUCCUGUCCACUCGCCCGCCAGAGGUGUUCCGUCUCCCAAGAGGAUGUCCUCGGGGCGAGGUGGGAGGGAUCGCUUCACGGCCGAAUCCUACACGGUGCUGGGCGACACGCUGAUCGAUGGCGGGGAGCAGUACUGGGAAGUGCGCUACGAACCGGACAGCAAGGCCUUUGGCCUUGGAGUGGCCUACCGCAGCCUGGGCCGCUUUGAGCAGCUGGGCAAGACCCCUGCGUCCUGGUGCCUGCACGUCAACAACUGGCUGCAGGUCAGCUUCACGGCCAAGCACGCCAACAAAGUCAAGGUGCUGGACGCCCCCGUGCCCGACUGCCUGGGCGUGCACUGUGACUUUCACCAAGGCCUCCUGUCCUUCUACAAUGCCCGCACCAAGCAGCUGCUGCACACCUUCAAGGCCAAGUUCACACAGCCGCUGCUGCCUGCCUUCACAGUGUGGUGUGGCAGCUUCCAGGUGACGACAGGCCUCCAGGUCCCCAGUUCCGUGCGCUGCCUGCAGAAGCGGGGCAGUGCCACCAGCAGCUCCAACACCAGCCUCACCUAGGCCCCCGGCCACCCAGCGGCAGGGUGUCUGUGGGCCGCCUGGCCCGGCCCUUUCAGCUGGGUGCCUUUCUCUCGGUUGCUGCUUGGAGCCUUAACUCCUGAGGGGUGCACCGCCAGGGCGUGGCCCAGGUGGCCCCUCCCACCUCACUUCCUAAUAAAGGUCCAACACUGCG